Quercus lobata is the source of this 817-nucleotide messenger RNA. RefSeq lists its product as uncharacterized. The record is from RefSeq and is a predicted model, not a curated record. Bases 389 to 817 code for a protein of 142 amino acids. The transcript has 2 exons. NCBI's taxonomy places the organism in Eukaryota, Viridiplantae, Streptophyta, Magnoliopsida, Fagales, Fagaceae.
AUGCAAGCUAGACAAAACUCCUGCCCCCUUCUCUCUUUUUGGUACCCCAUCUUCUCCCACACCCUCUUUCGAGAUGAUGACCUUUACACCUCCAACCACUCCUUUAAAAGGGAAGGGUAAGGUUGGCAAGAGUUUCUGGGAAGAUCCCACCAAGACCUUUGGAUGAGCUCACAACGUUAUUACUAAUGACAAGCUCAGAGGUCUCUCGUCUAUCCCUUCUCACGAACUGGUCAGUCAUCACAUUCACAAACUAGUGCAGGUUCUCGGAGAAUCCCUACGCUUGACAACAGACUAUCUGAGCAAUGAAGAGAAGGUAGUGGUGGCCAAUUCAAAGGUUCACAUAGUUGAGGCCAACAGCUCGAGGUUAAGGAAGGAUUUGAUCGAGGCAAUGGACCAAGUGACAAAGGCUAAGGAGAAGGUGAAGGAGCUUAAGGACGCAUUGAAGGUGGAGAAGAAGCUCGUCAUUCAAAAAGACGAGGAAGUUCAAGCUGCCCUUUUGAAGAUAGAUGAAGAACAUGAGAAGGUGAUCACCAAAUUUCUUGAGUCUGAUCGCUUCUCUGAUCUUCAAUUCGUCCAGUACUUCAAGGGCUUCGAGCUUCUUCGUAGGUGGAUGAUGAAGCAUCAUAGUCAUAUAGCAGACUUUGCAAACCUUGAUUUCGAAGCCAUUGACACUAAGAUCCUUUCUAACGAGACUAAAGAGAAGGAAGGUGAAACUGUCGCUAAUGAUGCUAAAAGAGAUGGUACUGCCACAGGUGGAGUUGUGGACGAGGCUCACAUGGAUGAGGGCGAUGUUAAGGAGGUCUUCACUGCUCCUUGA